AUGAACAACGACGAUUUUGUCAUCGUUGAGAACCCCGAUGGGUUCAAGGGAGACGCCCAGCAGGAGGAAGUCGCUGUCACUCCCCAAGACGUCGCUGCCAUUCGGUCGUGGCUGUGUCCCACCGAGUUCGACUCUGACGGCAGCGACUAUCGCAAACACCUGAAUGCUCAUGCUCCAGGAACCGGCAACUGGCUUGUCCAGUCUGAAGCCUACCGGAAAUGGCACGACGCGACCGAGACCACAACGGGGGGCCUCUGGGUCCAGGGCAUCCCGGGCAGUGGGAAAUCAGUCGUCGCAGCCCGCCUGGUCCAGAGGUUAAAAGAGGAAGAGACAGCCCCUGUGGCUUUUUUCUUUGCUCGUCGCAUUAUCAAAUCCAACAGCAACCCGCACAACCUCGUCCAGGACUGCCUGUACCAGCUGCUCGACAACAGUAUUGCCCUCCAAGCGCUACUUAAUGACCUGAGGAAGCAGAAGCCUAGUGAAUAUACGCCUUUCCAAGAACUUUGGCGGGCCUUUCUGUUCGCCUUGUCGACUCUUCCUCGCGCAUAUGUCGUCUUUGACGCCUUGGACGAGCUCGCCGUUGAAGAAAAUGGCUUCCUCCCUCUCCUUUUGGAGCUCGCACAGAUGAGCCCUCGAUCGAUAAAGCUCAUUAUAACGAGCCGGCCUGUUUCCCACCUGGUGGAUGGCCUGAGGGGGCCCUCAUUAGGCCUCAUUCGGUUGACGAAGCGCGCCGUGGAGGGCGAUAUCGGGACGUAUAUCGACCAGCGGCUCAUCCAGCAAGAGCAGCGUCCCUUGACAGAGGAGCAACAGGGGCGAAUUAAAAUCUGCCAAAAAGCCGAGGGGCUGUUCCUCUAUGCCCGGCUCAUGCUCGACCAGCUCAUGGAGCAGUCCACAACACCUGUAAAAUUGCAUCUCCAGGGAUUGCCCGAGUCCCUCGAGGAAAUGUACGUAAAUCUUCUGCAUGAGCACGCUGCCAGAUCCGGUACCGGACUGUCGUUCCAGUCCUGGCUUCUGUCCUGGAUCACACAUUCCACCCGGCCACUGCGAGUAACUGAGCUCGCGACACUCGCCCUCUCUUUACCUGAUCGAGCCGGUCUCAAGACCGACCAAGACGCGAAGUUGAUGGUCCGGACGGCCUGUGGUCCCCUGCUAGAAGUCCUCGAGAAUGAGACCAUCCAGGUAAUUCACCACUCUUUCACGGAAUUCCUGCUCGACGGCCGGCGGCCAACUGCAAAGGAAUCCGACUCGAAUGCAUGGUUUCCUGCGUUCGAACCAACCGCCACCCAUCGCUCCUUGACGCUAUCCAUCAUCAAGUACCUGCUCUCCGGCUGCUUCACUGGGUGGGAGUAUAACUGGCGCAAGUUUAGUGGAGAUGGCUUUACGAAAGAACAUCACGCCGUAAUUGUCCAGUUCCCCUUCUUACAGUAUUCUGUGCAGGGCCUGAUCGACCAUGCAGAAGGCUGUGACGUUGACGAUCCAGAGCUCAUGCAAGAACUGGACCGCCUGUUCGAUCCCGGUGCUGAUACUUACAACGCCUGGUUGGACUUCUGGUUCGCUUCGAUGGACCGGCGGAUCAUUCACGACUACAAACCCAUCCAUGUGGCAGCACAUGCUGGGCUUUCACGGUACAUGGCACAUCUCGUUGCGAAAGGCGAAGACCCAAAUGUCCUCAACAAAUCCGGCGAGACACCCGUUUGGGUCGCGGCUAUGAAUGGCAACGCAGACGCACUGGGUGUGCUCCUCGAUGCUCGAGCAAGCUUCGCAGACUUCGACAAGGAAGAUUCAGCUCCCAUUCAUAAGGCCGCGGGCAGCGGCUACGUUGACGUAUUGCAGCGACUACUAGAUGCCGGGGCUGAUCCCUUACAUCCUCAGGGUCCUGGGAGCAAGUGGCGACGCCGCAAACCCGGUAAAACGCCGGUCGAGUUCGCAUGUGAAGGCGGGCAUACAGAAGCAGCGAGGCUGCUGCUCCAGUAUAUCGACCCAGGCACGCGCUCCUGCGUUCUUCCGCAUUGGGCCGCAGUUCAGGGCCAGGAGAAGACCUUGCGUGCUCUCCUAGAAUACCCCGAGAUCAGAGCCAAUGUGAAUGCCAAAGACAACAAUGGGCGCACGGCCCUAUAUCUUGCAGCGCGCAGUGGCUCCGCUCCAACUGUCGACCUACUGCUUAAACACGAUGUCGAUGUGCAUGCUCGCUCCAAGGGCACCGGGAUCUACCCCGGCCUUUCUGAGCCGAAGGGUCCGUGGACGGCACUACAGGCAUGGGCCAACCCGAGUCAGUCAUCGCACUGGCGGAGAAAAACCAGCAAGGACGAAUUUGAGCGAGUAGGCGAGCUUCUAAUCCAGGCAGGAAGCGAUAUUGAAGCGCGCGAUGGCCAGGGCAAGACGCCGCUGUUCUACUGGAGCAUGCAUGAUUACUCCGACGUGCGCACUGCGCCCAUUCUACUUCGGCAUGGUGCCAAUGCCCGGGCACUUGACAAUGAUGGAAACUCGGUUUUGCACGAAGGGACCCCGUAUAGAAACCCUGUGGAGACAAUCCGCCUCCUCAUCGAUGCAGGGGCAGAUAUCAACCACGCACGGAAGUUGGAUGGCGCGACGCCGCUGAUCGCGCAAGCAAAAGUCUGUUGGAUCGACGUAAACGUAUUCACUGAGUUUGGUGCUGAUGCGAACAUUCAAGACGCAGACGGUAAUACAGCACUGCACUGGAUUUGCAGCAACUGGGUGAGAAGUCUGGCCAUGUUGCAAGAAUGGGUGCAGUUCGCGGAUCCCACGAUUCGCAACAACGCAGGCCAGACGUGUCUAUACAACCUGCGGGAUGACAACGACGCGUACGAUAGAGUGAAGAUCUUUCUUGACAACGGCGUGGAUCUCGAGUCGCGCGAUCGGAGAGGGCGAACGGUCCUGCUGGCGGCUUGUGAGAAGGGCAAGCGGCAGCUUAUCACGGCCUUGAUGCAGCAUGGGGCGUCUGCGACGGCAACUGACUUGGAGAAUAAGACCUGUUUACACAUCCUGGCACAGGUAGCGCUGUCGAGCAGCGACUACGGAAGCAAAGAUCGCGGCGUCGCAGUCGACAUUAUGUCGCGUUUUAUGGAGGCUGGUGUGGAUAUAAACGCCGUCGACAUCAAUGGAAACACGGCCUUCCACGACGCGAUCAAUAUAGACGACGCGUUCGCGACGCUGCGGGCGGGCGCUGGUGCUCUCCUUGAACUGGGUGCGGAUCCCAACACAGCAGACAACCAGGGACGGACGGUCCUGCAUAAGAUCGCUUCUCUUCGUGCUAAGUCCUUUGCGGACCGCUUUGACUGGCUUCAGGAGGCUGGAAUAAGUCUUGACCUCCAUGCCCGAGAUCACCAAGGAUACAUGCCGAUUCAUUACGCUGCAUCCGUGGCAGAUCUCAACGUCCUGAAGCUGGUGGAGGCUGGUGCAGACCCCCGGGUCGGCAUAAACAACCGCUGCAAUGUAUUACAUAUCUCGGCCGGUGCUGGGCAGGCCAGUGCUCUUGGACUUCUGUGCAAGCUGUACACAGAUCACGGAUGGGAUAUCAACCAGCCAGACGAAAACGGCCGAUCUCCAUUGCACUAUGCCGCUGCAUCUGGGAGCUCUGAAUGCGUGUUCUACCUCCUCCAGGCCGGGGCAGCUAUCAACGUACAGGACCGUCAGGGGCUGACGCCUCUGCAUGCGACGACCGAGUACCGGAUCGAUCAUGUCGCGGCGAGACGGGCCCGCAGAAAAGCCGGGUUCCCGUAUGGAAAGGGCCGUGGGAGUUCGUGGGAUGAUGAUCUCCUGCGAUUGAUGGACACGAGGCGCGAUGCUCCUAUCCAUAAAACCCCGGAAGCCGUGAGGGCUGCCGUUGCCACCGAGGAGGAAGUCCAGAUGGUUCAAGACUCUGUACGCCUGUUGCUCUCGGCGGGGGCUGAUCAAAGUGUGCGUGAUAGGUCUGGGUGGACGGCCUAUGACCUGGCUGUCUACCUGGACCGGGGAGAUAUAGCUGCUAUCUUAAAGCCCCCAUCGGACAAUUGUGGUCAGAGAAUGUCCGUCCCAUUCCACUGGUACUCACUUGGGGGAUUUGAUGCAAAUAAAAUCGUCCAGCAACUCGAUAUCGGCAACUGCGAUGCUUAUACUGUCUUCCAUGUUGCACUCUCGCAGCGAAAUGAAGCCCUGAUAUCGGCCCUUCUGGAUGCAGGAGUAGACCCAGCUGUCCCUGGCCCCGACAAGCUGGCACCAGUUCAUUACGUUGCCUUCUGGGGUCUGGUGUCAGUAAUGAAGCUGAUGAUGCGCUAUAUAAAAGACAUAAAUUCUAUCAACCCACCACUGCUCCACGCAGCCCUCUGCCGACAGCGGUCGAAUAUCCAGAUGGUUGAUCUUCUGUUGAGCCACGGUGUCAACGUCAACGCCUACUUCCAAACCCCCAUGGACGAGAGGGUCUCGACCGCUCGGGCGCCAGGCAAUAACCCAGUGCACAUGCUGGCUGGUGGAGAGCAUUGGUGGCACACCUUGGCGCUCCAGUCCCUCUGCAAAGCCGGAGCUGACCUCGAAUCCGUCGACUCGCAUGGGAGAACAGUCCUGCAAUGCGCUCUCACGUCGGGCGUCUCUGUCCGCCACGGGCCCUGGCAACAGGAAACAUUGGAUACCAUUCUGGAGAAUGGGGCAAGCAUCAACGCGACGGCGCUGCAGUGCGCUAUACAAUACAAGUGGGGAGUGCCCGUGAUCCAGCGGCUCCUGCACAACGGCGGUGAUAUCACAUCAGCCAUCCAUGCCGCCGUCAGAAGCGGGAGUAUUCCAGGAUGUGAGGCUAUACUCGACGCCGGGGCUGAUGUGAACACCAUCCAUGACCGGGAAACGCCGCUUCUCGUCGCUGCUAGGAAGACCUCACACGAUUACGACUUGAUAUCCGUGCUUCUUCAGCGUGGAGCUGAUCCCUUAUUUGAGCUCGACGAGGGUAUGACCACUGUCUUCCAUGAGAUCUGCCACGAUAAUGGCAUCGUAUCGCCAUUUAUAGAGAUGGGUAUUGACCUGGAGAAGACCAACGCGGCCGGGCUGACGCCUCUUCUUGAGUCGUGUGGGUCACCAAAGGCAUCUGACUUCUAUCGAAGAGAUGAGUCGGUUCCCAUCAAGCUCAUCAUGGCAGGGGCCAACAUCCAUGCAGUCAGUCCCGAGGGCUCGAGUGCACUACAUAUGGCUGUUCAAUCCGGACUCCGCGAGACCGUCUCAUUGCUCAUCGAAAAGGGGGCUCAUGUUUCAGCGAAGAACAACGCAGGACUCACCCCGCUGUACUACGCCGUGAAAUAUGGGGCGGCCCGGGUCUGUAUACCCAUGGCGAAGGCUCUCCUUGCAGCUGGGGCAGAUCCGCUAUUUACAGGCCCCAAUGGUGGGAAUGCACUGCAUAUCAUCGCCCCGUUGCUGCUGCAGUAUAGCCCAGCGGGGUCCUACGAGCGCGAAUACCAGAUGCGCGACGGGUUGGAUUAUUUUGGGGAAUACAACGCGUUAUACAAGAGGUUUUCUGAGAGCGGCUGUGAUCGUAAUGCCCGGGACAACCAAGGCAAUACCCCCCUGUUCCCAUAUGUGCAAGAGUUGAAGGAGGAAAAUGAAGUCUGCAGUUCCGACCCUCCUGCAGAAGAGGACGUUCGGGAGAUGUUUGACACGCACGACGUCUUUGCGGUAAAUAAUGACGGUGAUACACUGUUGCAUGUAAUAGCAACCAGAGAGGAGACCGAGCGUAGGUUCGAUGAGGAUACUGUACGGCUGUUUCAGGACCUGCUGGCGAGGGGGGUCGAUGCGAGACAGGAGAAUAGCAAGGGGCUGAGUGCUUUGGACGUUGCUAUGGCUUAUGAUCAAGAGGCAAUCUUGGAGUUAUUUGAGAGGGAGGAGUGA
Aspergillus versicolor CBS 583.65 is the source of this 5865-nucleotide messenger RNA. RefSeq lists its product as uncharacterized. Lineage: Eukaryota; Fungi; Ascomycota; Eurotiomycetes; Eurotiales; Aspergillaceae. Bases 1 to 5865 code for a protein of 1954 amino acids. Gene Ontology annotation, molecular function: protein binding. The record is from RefSeq and is a predicted model, not a curated record. The transcript has 3 exons.